This is a messenger RNA of Dama dama (fallow deer), 899 nucleotides long. Its product is annotated as phospholipase A2, membrane associated-like. NCBI's taxonomy places the organism in Eukaryota, Metazoa, Chordata, Mammalia, Artiodactyla, Cervidae. Bases 123 to 557 code for a protein of 144 amino acids. Gene Ontology annotation, molecular function: phospholipid binding; calcium ion binding. Gene Ontology annotation, biological process: phospholipid metabolic process; negative regulation of T cell proliferation; arachidonate secretion. The record is from RefSeq and is a predicted model, not a curated record. The transcript has 5 exons.
CCCCCACCCUUGGCCCCAAUAAAAGCAGAACCCCAGACCCAAGGUCUCAGCCUCUCUCUCUACCCUCAGCGGUGCUGUGGGGCUCCAGGCGUGCUGUGUUCUUCCGGGUCCUAACCCUCAACAUGAAGACCCUCCUGCUGCUGGCAGUGAUCAUGGCCUUUGCCCUUCUGCAGGUUCAUGGAGCGUUGUGGGAUUUCGCGGCAAUGAUCAAACACACAACGGGAAAGACAGCCCUGCUCAGUUACGGAGCCUACGGCUGCCACUGCGGACUGCGUGGCCGAGGGACCCCCAAGGACGCAACAGACUGGUGCUGUUGGGCGCAUGACUGCUGUUACAAAAAGCUCAAGUAUCAUGGAUGCGGCACCAAGUUACUGAACUACAACGUGUCCAUUCGCCGCGGCCAAAUCACCUGCGAGGAUCGAGGUGUGUGUCGACGCAUACUCUGUGAAUGUGAUAGAAAAGCCGCCAUCUGUUUUGCAAGAAACCAGAACACCUACAAUAAAAAGCUCCAAUAUUACAGCAACUUUCUCUGCACGGGGCGUGUCCCCCAGUGCUGAGAGGCCCCCGACCCUGGACACCUUACCACCCAGGGCUGAGUCUCCCCACUCUAGCACCCUAUUCCCUGCCCUAGCCAUAUUCCCUCGCAAAUGAAAGAAACCCCCUCUUCCAUCCUAGAGACCAGCCAGGAGCCCUUCUCUCCCCCAACAUACGCCUUCUAUCUAGAAAGACAAGCACAGAUCUGGGUGUGUAUGCCAAGCUCCCUGCCCCUGCUUCCUUGGACAGCCAGAGGUUUUGUUCCUUCCGUUUCUACUCUUCUUCAAGUCCAAAGUCAUGUUUAGCUGUGGUAGCUACACUCCAGGUGGGCCCUUCUGAAUAAAACAAUUUUUUGGCAAACUGUA